AUGCUCUUCAAUUCUAACAGAACAACAUCACUAGCCAUUUCGUUGUUUGGCUCAGUAUUCAAUUUUGUUCUUGCAGCCCGGCUACUGGGAGCCUGGCGGUCGUUCAAAUGGGAACCAGAAAGCGAGUGGGAGAGCUCCGAAUAUUCCAUAAGUAAGGAUGGAGUACGCCUUGUAUGGGCGUUAUUGUGCGCAUAUUUUGCUGCGGCAUCGGCCAUUUGUUUCUUUGGCCUGGCAGGCAUUGUUCGAAGCAAACCAUCAUUCGUGCGCAUAUAUCGUGACUAUAUUGUUGGAGAAUUCGUGUUUGGCACGUUGUUUGCAGCCAUAGGCUCUUACGCUGCUUUUCGCCCAGCAGUUCGCUCCAAUGUUUGCGAGUUGUUGUCACGCCAACCAGACACGCUUCGGGACUUCAUUGACUUGGGGCUGACUUUGGAGAACUGCGAACCAUGGUUCGAACGGGGAGUGUUCGCGUUCAUGGUUAUCCUGAUUGUUGUAACCGUCAUUCGCCUUCAUUUCGUGUUGGCUUUGUCAAGUUACUAUACCAUUCUUGUUCGCCGUCAAGGCUUCCAUUUGUCAUCGCACACACCUCACUAUUCGCAUGCUAGUAUUGCCGACAGAAGCCUACAGCGGAUAUAUAUUAUCCCAGCUCGCUCAUUGGCAAGCAAAGGGCCUUGUACAUCCGACCUCGAUCUACAUUUUGUAGAUGCUCCGGUUUAUGCUCCAGUGCCGCUCACCCAGGUUUCUCCCCAAGUUGCAGAGGAGCUGCUUGCAAAUGCAACCGAAGCUUGGGUUUCUCGAUUUGACUCAGCACAACCUGUGCGACCCCACAGCCUGUCGCUAGCAGGUCGCCAAUCUGCGGACCCCGGUCCGGGUGCAGGUCAGACUGCUGACUUGAUUUCGUUGGAGAACGACAAGGUAUGA
Messenger RNA from Suillus paluster, 918 nucleotides. RefSeq lists its product as uncharacterized. NCBI's taxonomy places the organism in Eukaryota, Fungi, Basidiomycota, Agaricomycetes, Boletales, Suillaceae. Bases 1 to 918 code for a protein of 305 amino acids. The transcript has 3 exons. The record is from RefSeq and is a predicted model, not a curated record.